Molecule: messenger RNA, 1177 nt
Organism: Galeopterus variegatus (Sunda flying lemur)
Lineage: Eukaryota; Metazoa; Chordata; Mammalia; Dermoptera; Cynocephalidae
Gene: CD47
Product: CD47 molecule
Exons: 11
Coding region: 1-930 (309 amino acids)
Biological process (GO): positive regulation of cell-cell adhesion; positive regulation of inflammatory response; positive regulation of phagocytosis
Cellular component (GO): plasma membrane; extracellular exosome
Molecular function (GO): thrombospondin receptor activity
Source: RefSeq, a predicted model, not a curated record
AUGGAGAGAUCAGGUUCAGCUCAGCUAUUAUUUAAUAAAACCAAAUCUGUAGAAUUCACCUAUUGCAAUGAAACUGUCAUCAUCCCAUGCUUUGUUAAUAACGUGGGAGCAGAAAACACUAAAGAAAUGUUUGUAAAGUGGAAAUUUAAAGGAAUUGACAUUUUCAUCUUUAAUGGAACAAACUCCUUUGCCAAGUAUAAUAACUUUACAAGUGCAAGAAUUGCAAUUUCAGAGUUACUAAAAGGAGAUGCCUCUUUGAUGAUGAAUAAGAGUGAUGCCAUCUUGGGAAACUACACUUGUGAAGUAACAGAAUUAACCAGAGAAGGCGAAACAGUCAUAGAACUGAAAUAUCGUGUUGUUUCAUGGUUCUCUCCAAAUGAAAAUAUUCUCAUUGUUAUUUUCCCAAUUUUUGCUAUACUUCUGUUCUGGGGACAGUUUGGUAUUAAAACACUUAAAUAUAAACCCAGUCAUACAGAUGAGAAAACCAUUAUUUCACUUGUUGCUGGACUAGUGGUCACCGCAGUUGUCAUUGUUGGAGCCAUUCUUUUAAUUCCAGGUGAAUAUUCAGUAAAGAAUGCUAUUGGACUUGGUUUAAUUGUAAUUUCUACAGGAAUAUUAAUAUUACUUCAGUACUGUGUGUUUAAGACAGCUUUUGAGAUGACAUCCUUUGCCAUUGCCAUAUUGUUAAUUCAGGUCCUGGGCUAUGUACUUGCUCUGGUUGGACUAAGCCUCUGUGUCUCAGCUUGUAUACCAAUGCAUGGUCCACUUCUGAUUUCAGGUUUGGGUAUCAUGGCUCUAGCACAAUUACUUGGAUUAGUUUAUAUGAAAUUUGUGGCUUCUAAUCAGAAGACUAUACAACCUCCUAGGAAAGCUGUAGAGGAACCCCUUAAUGCAUUUAAAGAAUCAAAAGGGAUGAUGAAUGAUGAAUAACUAAAGUGAAGUGAUGGACUUUGACUUGAAGAAUAGUAAGAUAUAAAAGGAAUACACUCAUGUUUAAGCACCAUGGCCCUGAUGAUUCGCUGUUGGGGAGAAGAAAACAAGAAAAGUAACUGAUUUUCAUACAUGGGAGAAAAUGAAGUCAUUGACCCUUAAAUGAUUGUUACAAUUAAGUUUUUAUUCAAAGCAGCUGUAAUUUAGUUAAUAAAAGAAUUAUGAUCUGUGUUGUGUGCCCAAUUGA